AUGCGCCAGCCCGGCCGCCCUCCUCCCCCCCCCGGCACAGGGACCCGCGCCACUCGCCGAGCGCCCGCCCCGCCGCAGACCCCGGCCCGCGCCGCCGCCGCUCCCGACAUGUCGGCCCCCGCUGCCGCGCCCCCCGCCGCUGGAGGAGAAGGGGGUGGCCCCCCACCACCCCCCCCCAACCUCACCAGCAACCGGAGGCUGCAGCAGACCCAAGCCCAGGUGGACGAGGUGGUUGACAUCAUGCGGGUGAACGUGGACAAGGUGCUGGAGCGGGACCAGAAGCUGUCGGAGCUGGACGACCGAGCCGACGCCCUGCAGGCCGGCGCCUCCCAGUUCGAGACCAGCGCCGCCAAGCUAAAGCGCAAGUACUGGUGGAAGAACCUCAAGAUGAUGAUUAUCCUGGGGGUGAUAUGCGCCAUCAUCUUGAUCAUUAUCAUUGUUUACUUCAGCACUUAAUGGACCCUUGGAAGCCAAAGCCCCCCCUCCCUCCCCCCAAAGGAGCUGCGGCCGGGAGAGGCGCGAGGGGCUGCGACCCCC
Molecule: messenger RNA, 537 nt
Organism: Terrapene triunguis (Three-toed box turtle)
Lineage: Eukaryota; Metazoa; Chordata; Testudines; Emydidae
Gene: VAMP2
Product: vesicle associated membrane protein 2
Exons: 5
Coding region: 1-456 (151 amino acids)
Biological process (GO): vesicle-mediated transport; vesicle fusion; SNARE complex assembly
Cellular component (GO): plasma membrane; SNARE complex
Molecular function (GO): SNAP receptor activity; syntaxin-1 binding
Source: RefSeq, a predicted model, not a curated record